This is a messenger RNA of Propithecus coquereli (Coquerel's sifaka), 606 nucleotides long. It is a transcript of the gene OVOL3, whose product is annotated as ovo-like zinc finger 3. The coding region runs from base 1 to 606 and encodes 201 amino acids. Gene Ontology annotation, biological process: epidermal cell differentiation; regulation of transcription by RNA polymerase II. The transcript has 4 exons. Lineage: Eukaryota; Metazoa; Chordata; Mammalia; Primates; Indriidae. Gene Ontology annotation, molecular function: RNA polymerase II cis-regulatory region sequence-specific DNA binding; DNA-binding transcription factor activity, RNA polymerase II-specific. The record is from RefSeq and is a predicted model, not a curated record. Gene Ontology annotation, cellular component: nucleus.
AUGCCCCGUGCCUUCCUGGUCAGGAGUCGGCGUCCACAGCCGCCCAACUGGGGCCACUUGCCUGACCAGCUCCGAGGAGAUGCCUAUAUCCCAGACUGCAGCAGCCUAGGGGGGCCGCCAGCACGCCAGCCUUCCAGCCUCAGGGACUCUUGGGCAGCGCCCACACAGGGCCCCCCAGCCUCUGCUCCAAGAGGCCCAGGGACACUGGGCUGCCCGCUUUGUCCCAAGGCCUUCCCGUUGCAGCGCAUGCUGACGAGGCACCUCAAGUGCCACAGCCCAGCACGCCGCCACGUGUGCCGCUGUUGUGGCAAGGGCUUUCAUGAUGCCUUCGAUCUCAAGCGCCACAUGAGGACUCACACUGGGAUCCGGCCAUUCCGUUGCGGUGCUUGCGGGAAGGCAUUUACGCAGCGGUGCUCCCUCGAAGCUCAUCUUGCUAAGGUGCACGGGCAGCCAGCCAGCUACGCCUACCGUGAGCGCCGUGAGAAGCUGCACGUGUGCGAGGACUGCGGCUUCACCAGCUCCAGGCCUGACGCCUACGCACAGCACCGUGCCUUGCACCGCACCACCCGAGACGGUGUGCCAGCGUCCUGCCCACGAGGCAAAUAA